AUGACUGCUCGUGGAGCUCUGACAGGAAACUUCAGCAGCAGCAGUCGCACUCCGUCGCUUCAGCCGCAGUUUGCCGUCUGAAAUGCACUUGACUGGACUUUGCGGGGUUUGCGUGAGUUUCUCAUCCUGUGAAGUCAUGGCUCUCCAGCUUCAUUUACCGACAGCACGUCACUGAUGAUGAACGAGUAGUAGUUUUCUAGGACAAACUUUGGAACUUUAUGACAUUUCGUCGCUUUUAGCCCACGCUGGACGCGAGGAUGGAGACGAUAUUUUACCUGCUCGCCCUCAUGUUGGCCCGGGUUAGUUGGGGUCUUGGAUAUGCGGAGUCCAGUGUUCAGACGGGACAGAGAGCGGCUAGCAGACACAGGAACUGGUGUGCUUACGUGGUGACACGCACUGUUAGCUGUGUGAUGGAGGACGGGGUGGAGACAUACAUCAAACCAGACUAUCAACGCUGUACCUGGGGCCAAUGUCCUAGAGUUGUCUACCGGACAUACAGGAGGCCAAGGUAUAAGGUGGCUUACAAGAUGGUGACAGAAAUGGAGUGGAAGUGUUGCCAUGGUUACUCUGGGGAAGACUGCCACAAUGGGCCAAAGGGAACCACCGACACUCAGGUCAAUGGAGGGCAAACCCGUGUCACACAGACGGGCUACAACACAGGCGGCGGACAGAGAGGAGGUGACACUGAGAAGAUCAAACAGCUGGAAGAAACGAUCCAUGGUCUGACCAAAGACCUCCACAACAUGCAGACCACCAUUCACAGCAUAAACCAGAGGCUGCCUGGUCUGAAUGGGGUCAUUGUCCCUGCUGAUUCAGCUCAGCCACACAUGAAGGAAACCAUCAACAACAUCCAGACCAAGCUGGACCAUCUCUACAACAGGACACAGGUCCAUGACCAGACCCUGCUCAACAUCAACAACCACCUGGUGAACGGAGGGGGCAAUGAACUGGACGGAGCGGCCAGAGAAGGAGGAGGACCUGGGGGAAACCAGCUGAACAUUCUGAAGGAGGAGAUACUGACGGAGCUGGAGAGAAGGGUGUCUUUGUCCUGCUCUGCCUGCCAGGCUGGUGUGGAGGACCUGAGGCGCCAGCAUCAAGAGGACAGGGAGCGGAUCCAAGCCCUGGAGAAGCUGAUCAGCUCCAUGGACCAGCACCUGAGGCAAAGCCUGGACAUCUCCCGCAGUGAGACCGUACGCUCCCAAGCCUGCUGCAACACAGUCACUGAGCUGGAGAAGAGCUUGUCUGAUCUAGAGGGCAGUGUCAUCUCCACAGCUAACAAGUGUGAUACUAUUAAAGGGCGGCUAGAUAAGGAGCUAGCUGGGAUAGGUGGAGGAAAGGGAAGAGUGACAGAGGACAGGCUGAAUGGCAGACUGAGAGAAUUGGAGAAGAGGACGAAUAACACGGUGAGGAAGGUGGAGCAGAGGUGUACCAACACCUGGAACAACAUGAAGGACAACGUCCAGAGAGACGUCACACAGCUGCGCAACAUGGUCCUCAGUCAGCUGGAUGACCACAGCUUCAAGAUCGGCAAGAUAGAGCUGGACGUGGCAGUUCUCGGAGAUACUGUCACUGACCACAGUCGGCGUUUAAGUCAGGUGGAGAACAUCACAACUUUCCUGGACAGAAGGCUAACAUCGACUACAGAAAUGUGUAAUGAGACCUGCGGGCCUAACGGAAAAGGCCGUAAGACUGAUGACACUGUGAAAACCUUAGAGUGGAGAGUUGUGGCCAACCAAGAGGAGAUCCAGAAGUUUAACACCAGGUUAAAUGAUUUGUCUGUGUCAGGGGACUCGUUGACUGACAGAGUGAUCAACUUGACAGACGACGUCAAAAAGAUAAUAGCUGUGACAGGGGAGAAUGGCGAGCAUUUCAACCGGAUUGUCACAGAAGUUGAAACGUUGGGCCAUAAUUUUGAGGACUGUUCUAUUUGCAGCAGUAUAGAGGAGGACUUGCGCUUGCUCACCAACUCCACCAAGAGCGGCCUCAGCAAGUGCCAGGCAGAACUAACAGAUCUGCGGAGAAAGGUCGACUCAGGAGAGUCUGUCUGCUCUCAGGUGUGCUCCAACCUUCAGGAGGAGGUAGGACGACUCAAAGAGGAAGUGCAGGAGUGUACUGCGCAGUGUAAAAUCAACAUAAAUGAUCUGAACGAACGCCUGGACGGUCAUAGUGCCCAUAGUGGAAGAUUAGGAGGGGAUCUGAAGUCCAUCCAAGGAGAGCUUGCUGGGGUCAUGGUCACAUUUAACUCCAUCAAUAACACUCUGAAGGGCCUGGGAAGGACUGUACAGACGCACGGGAACACGCUGACUGAUCUGACCAACACCAAGGACGACAUCAUCUCUGAGGUGGACAAUUUGCAGAAGGAGCUGACAGAGCACGUUGAUGACUCGAAGAUUCGAUUUGGCAGUCUGGACAAAGAGAUCCAGAUAAUAAGGAGCAACUAUGUGACGGUGAUGGGCGACUGCCGGCGGUCCAGCGAUGGCCUGGACCGAAGACUCUCCAAGCUGGAGGGAGUGUGCGGACGCUUCGACUAUUUUUCAGACAGCCUGGAGAGGAUCAAGGAGGGCCUGAACCGACAUGUGUCUGGGCUGUGGAGCUGUGUUAAUGGACUCAAUGUCACGUUAACGUCUCAAGGAGAUCUUAUCGACAAUAUCCAGAACGUCCAGCUGGAGAACGUUCACUCCAACAUACACAGACUGAAUUCCUCAGUGGUGGAGUUGGUCAACGAAUUCCACAGUUUCAUAGAGCAGGACUUCAUGGGUCCACCUGGUCUACAAGGCCCCCGUGGAGAGAGAGGCGAGCGUGGACCUCAGGGUCCUGUAGGACCCCAAGGGGAGGUGGGACUCCCGGGCAAAGUGGGAAAGCAGGGACCAGCUGGAUUCCCAGGCCUCAGAGGUGAACAGGGUCCUGCAGGGUCUGAUGCCCACGUGCCACGCCUUUCGUUCUCUGCUGCGCUGACUCGCCCGAUGAGAAGCGCAGGAACCAUAGUGUUCAACGAGGUCUUUGUCAAUGAAAAUAACGUCUACGAUCCCAAAACAGGUUAUUUCACAGCUCCAGUGAGUGGGAACUACUUCUUCAGCGGCAUCCUUACGGGCCAUAAGAACAUGAAGAUCGAGGCCGUGUUGUCCAAGUCCAACACAGGCGUAGCCCGAGUGGACUCAGCUGGGUAUCAGCCUGAAGGCCUGGAGAAGCCCAUGGCGGAGGCCAAACACAUCCCUGGAGCACUGGCUGUCUUCAACAUCAUCCUGCCCAUGGAGGCAGGGGACACAGUCUGUAUCGACCUUGUCACUGGCAAACUGGCCUACUCCUCUGAACCCUUGACCAUCUUCAGCGGGAUGCUGCUGUACGAGAGCAUCUGAUUGGAUGUAGUCUCAUUGUAAUUUGUCUCUCUCCCUCUGGGUGAAACUUUCAGCACGUGAGCAUCUAAUUUGUCUGCUGGACUGACUAAGAGACAGAGCCACUGGCUGAAAUAACUGGACUGGAUUUAUUCAGCAAGGGGGGAAAAAACUACUUUAUAUUGUACUUUAUGUGCUAGGGAGGGGAGAAGGGAAAAAAAACUCCUUUUCAACCACAAUCAUUUUUUGUGUGUUUCACAGCUUUAAUGAAAAGAAUUUGUGCAAAGAGCCAUUGUGUUUUUUUAUUCUAUGACUGUUUUUUUCCUCAGAAUAAAGCAACUGCAGGGUUAUCUUAUAAUUUCAUAUUCCAUGCUGUGUUAUAAACUUGAAUUCUUUACUGAUUACACCGACAUAGCCUUCAGGUCUGACGUGUGUUAAUGAAAAGAAAUUCGGUAAGAUGAUAAAAGAUAAAGGAUGUGGGGGUUUUUGUUUUUUGUGUGUAAUCCACCCACAGGAUAUCAAACGUUCAGAGGUUAUUGCACACUCUUGCUUCUGUUUCUAAUGUAGUUUCUUUUCUUCAUGCUCACAGUUUCAUUUUGACCACAAGCAAAUUCCCAGAAACACAACACUGAAUGCCAGUUGUCUUGGAAAAAAUGCAGAGUGAUGUAGGCAGAGGGGACACAGUCCAAACCACUAUUCCUUAGGAGGAAAUGCACAAAUGAGGUCACUGACAGUUCCGUCGAGAAACCGCAAGAUUUUAUAAAUCAUACAACAGCAAAACAAUAGGACCAUUUUAGGACAUUAGCUAUGCCCAGAAACAUGUGGGGAGGCGGAGGAUGGCCAGGGGGAAGAAUGGGGAUUUUUUUCCCUCUAUCCUAAUAAGGUCCAUCUAAACGUGGUGGAGGAUCAAGUAUUUGUAUAAGUUAUGAGGCUGUUACUAUCAGUCUAUCUUACAAUGGGAUUUUUAUGUAAAGCUAACAAUAACAAAUAAUGAAGCUUCACAUACCCUUGUCUCUAUGCUACAAAUCCCAUCUCUUUCAUGAAUACACAAACUUCCUGCCUUUAGAAGUCUAAUUAAAAUGUCUCCAGAAGAAAAUAUGUGCAUGAUAUAAUUUUCUGCGUCGACAAUACGGCAGAUUGGGCCCAUAUUUACAUUAUGGUGGAAGUAAUACAUGAAUUAAUAUCAGCACAUCAGGGUUUGCUCACAAUGCAUGUUUUGUUCACAAUUUUUUCCUCAGUGUUCAGUGUGGGAAUUUAAUUUUAUAUGUUUGUAUGCAUUGUAUAACCUUGAAAGAAUGUAAAUAUUUUUCAGCAGUUUUGCCCUUAUAAGAUUUUUACGACUUACCACUUCACCAUGCCAGGUACUGUAUAUGUUUUGUAUGUGUUUGCCACAUGCAUGCCUCAAAUACAGAUACCCAGUUUUACACA
Molecule: messenger RNA, 4760 nt
Organism: Siniperca chuatsi (mandarin fish)
Lineage: Eukaryota; Metazoa; Chordata; Actinopteri; Centrarchiformes; Sinipercidae
Gene: emilin1a
Product: elastin microfibril interfacer 1a
Exons: 12
Coding region: 258-3356 (1032 amino acids)
Molecular function (GO): protein binding
Source: RefSeq, a predicted model, not a curated record